UGAAAGCAAUUAUUUAGAGCAUGAGAACCGUCACUAUGACGAACAGUCGAGUUAAUUAAAUUUUCCAUUAGACAAAGUGUUUAAUCAAUUGGGUUAGAAAUCUACAACUGAUUGUUAUGUUGACUCUUUUAAUGAUUAGUUUAACUUGACUAGAUUCACUUUAAUUAUGUGGGUUAACUGAAUCGACUCUGUUUGUCAAUCUCACUGGUCAGUCUGACUUGAUCAUUUCCAUUGUCCGGUCAUCUUUGUUUACCAUUUCAGUUGAUUGUUUUGUUAUCAUUUUCUUGUAAACAAAUUAAAUCUUUCCUGUUUAAUUGUGAUCAACAUUUUGUGCUAAUGGCGUUAAUUGUUUAUCGAGGCCAUAAAGGUUUACGAAAGGUAAAUUCUGAUCGAUUUAAGGACAAAAGGUCACCUCAAAAUCGGAUAAUCAAAGAUGGACACAUCGAUGAGUCAACUGUAUUUACGUUCGUCGAUUUUAUCCCGUCGUUUUGUAAAAAGGUUCAAGAUCGAACUGUUUAUCACAGUUUCAGCUCUCUAGUCAAUCUCGCCAAUGAAUGGCUUCACCGGAAUCCCUCCUGGGAAGUGAUCAGCUGUGAAACUGUCCCUCAAUAUCAUCAUUCUGUCGUCUCGGAGAUUGAAUAUUCUGCCGAUGUUUACACUCUUCGACUUUGGGUUCGCAGGUCAGAGACCGUUAACUAUUGUACCGAUGAUGUGAUCUUUUGGUAUAAAGAUUUUGUCCCCAAUCGCCGAGCCGAUCAGUCUUUUGAACAACUCGAGGAUCUAAUCGAGGGAAUUAAUGAAGAGAUUCAAGGUGGUCGGAUUAACGGGAAAAUCUUACAAAUCGAAACAAUUAAAAUCGGUGCUAAUGAUGAUUGGAACUAUCAUAUUGACGCUACUUAUAUUUCCGAUGGAAAAACGACUCGAGACAUGAAUCGAUUUACCAAUUUUCUCAUUGGAAUCAGAGUUUUCUUCCAGAUCGGCUCUUGGUUGGAAGAUGAAAUUGUUCUCGUUGAUUUUGUUCCCGAAUUUGAUUUAACUGAAUCACAAUCGUUUAGAACGAAAGAAAAAUUUUCACAAUUAAUUGAUAAAUCGGCGAAAUGGUUAAUCGCUAAUCAAGAUCUAAACUUUUGUAAUGCUCAAGCCGUCGAUAUAAGAGUGAGAGAAACUGAGAAUCAAAAUCUUGAAACUCGAAGGACUUGGUGGGUCAAACAGGAUAUCGACAAGAUGGUCAGAUUUUUGAGAAUCUAUUGUACCAAACCAAACGAAAUGGGACGAUUAAUGGCCGCAUCGAACAGCGAUUUGUCAUUAUUCACUCAUAAUCCCGAGUUAAUUUUAUCCUCAAUUGCUUUCGAUCAGAAGACUUUCCAUCAGGAUAUUAUCGAUUGGUAUAAGAAUUUCCAAUCAUCCCAAAUUGGAGAGAAACUAAUUAAGAGACGAAUAGCAACAAUCGAAACUCUGAUCAUUCCUCCGUUCGUCCAUCACGAUGUUGGCCUUUCUUUUCAACAUUCGGUUGACCAAACCCUCAUCGGUAGUCCAAUGCAGGGUCGGAUGAAAUAUCUAUUCGUUGCGAUCAGAAUUUAUUUCCAGGAAACACCGGAACGUUCAGAAUCCGCUGAGGAAUCAACAGAAGUUCAUUCUGAUCUCGAUGAGAAAAAUUAAUCAACUUUUUUAAUUGCUUAGCUUUCAAUUUCUAUCAAUUAAAAUUUCUCAUUAUGAUCAUUUGCUCAUCACUUUAAUCGAAUUGCUUGUUUUGAAACAAUUAAGCUAAUCAACUAAUUUUGACACAUCAAAAAGUCACUAAUCACUUUUUUCAUCUAUUGUUGUUUUUUUUUAAUUUUCUCAACCAAUUAGAUUGAGAGGAAUUAAAAUAAAGA
Messenger RNA from Panonychus citri (citrus red mite), 1874 nucleotides. RefSeq lists its product as uncharacterized. The record is from RefSeq and is a predicted model, not a curated record. The transcript has 3 exons. NCBI's taxonomy places the organism in Eukaryota, Metazoa, Arthropoda, Arachnida, Trombidiformes, Tetranychidae. Bases 337 to 1659 code for a protein of 440 amino acids.